This is a messenger RNA of Capsaspora owczarzaki ATCC 30864, 2609 nucleotides long. RefSeq lists its product as hypothetical. The transcript is spliced from 2 exons. Gene Ontology annotation, molecular function: G-protein alpha-subunit binding; guanyl-nucleotide exchange factor activity. Lineage: Eukaryota; Filasterea; Ministeriida; Capsasporidae. Gene Ontology annotation, biological process: G protein-coupled receptor signaling pathway. Bases 14 to 2296 code for a protein of 760 amino acids. Gene Ontology annotation, cellular component: cytoplasm. The record is from RefSeq and is a predicted model, not a curated record.
AACAUCUCAAAACAUGCAGCCAUAUUUGGACGAAUUUGCGGAUGCGUCUCUCUCGGCCACCGCACUGCCCAACGCAACACGCUGGCUGCAGUCGUUCUCUACACAGCACGCCGGCUCCUUUUCCUUCGGGCCGCUCGGGUCGCCGUCCGUGAAGCAGAGCUUUGUUGCAGCAUUGCUCGCUCAGGUCGCAGCUGCCGUCGCGACCGUUCGCGCGCGGGUUGGCGAGCCGACGUCCGAUUUGGCUGCCGGUUCGCUGCUUGUUGUGCUCCAGCACGCACGGCUCGCGUUGGACGUCCUGCGGCUGGUCAGUCGCGAGCGCGUUGCUGUCGAAGCGCUGCAAUCCCAGCAAGGGCUUCAACUCUGUGUCGAUGUGGUUGAGUUUGCGACGGUCGCUGGCAAGUCAGCGUCUGGCGCGGUCGCUUCUGUUGUUGAAGCAGCAGGAAGCUCGCCGCGCCACUUUUACCACUGGGUCUGUCAGCCAACGUCGUCGUCAUCAUCCUCACCGGCAUUGGACGCACAGACGCGCGCGGCGUUGCUGGCUGCGAUGGACGCGUGUGCAGAGGACGCCGUCAAGUGCUGCGUCAACGCCAUCUUCAACAACGCGCCAAUGCAGGCAGCGUUCGUCGCCGUCAAUGGUCUGGCAGUCGUCAUGAAUGUACUUGCACGCGUUGCCGCCUCUGCUGCGACUUUGACCUCUGGCGACACGCCGGACGCGGACGCGGACUGGCCAGUCCCGUCGACCCUUGGCUUUUACGUUUGCCGAAUCGUGUUUAUGAUGACCGCCAUGGAUCGCACCCAAUACUUGCCGAUGGUGCGCGACACCUACCAUGGGCUGGAUGUGCUUGUUCAAUUUACGCGCUCGCAUGUUUCCACGCAAGCACCCUCGGUCGCAAACCCUCCUCUUGCCGCGACUGAAACCGAAGCCAUGACCACGUUCGACGCCAUCUCGCACGAACAGCUGGUGGCGCUUUCUGCCCCUGCAAUCAACACGCUUAGUGAGGUGUUUAAGCUGCUGUACAACUUGACGCUUCACUGGGAGUCGGCGGAAGACGUCCACACUCGGUCUGACGGGCAUCGGCGCGCUGAACGAGCACAAUUCGCUGCGCUCGUUUCCAUCGUGCGGCCCGUGCUGCACAUCACGACCAUCCCCACCGGGCGGCUCGACUCGACGGAAGACGCCCUUUUCACUCUGCGCACCCAUGCCGUCAACAUUCUGACAAACACCCCGCUGGGCUGCACAGACACGAUGGUCCUUCGCAGCCCGCAAGAUCCCGCCCUUCCGCAGCUCAAUCGCCUGGCGCAAGAGCGCAGCUUGCCCGCGCUCAGCAGCACUGGAGGUGCAAUCUCGGCGGCGUCUUCUUCUUCUUCCAGCGCCUCGACAUCCAGCAGCAGCAGCAGCGGCAGCAGCAGCGGCGCACCCUUGUUUGAUGUUCUCGUCGGCGAUGGCGUGCUGCGGUUUUUGGCGUACCAACUGUGCCAGAUGGGCUCGUCGCCGCGGCUCGGCGCUCCUCCUCAGAGCAACUCUCCGCGCGAGCUGCUCACUCCAGUUCUGAUGGCUCUGCGCAUUUACACCCGAGGCUCGCGACUGGUGCGUCGCUACACGAAGGCCGCGCUCGCAACCGACCUGUCGACCGUGUUGCCAGCCGAGUUGGUGGCUGCGCUGCCGGCAGCUCUCUCCUCUGCUGGGGCAGCACCAAGUGGUGGAAGCAGCGGUUUGUCGCCGGCAGAUGCCUCGUCGUCCGCAUCAAGCACUCUUGCGCCGGAGGAAGGCACGUCGCUUCGUGCCGCGCUCAUCCGACUUCUUACCUCGCAUGUCUCGCAGGUGAACGCGCUGGCUGGGGAUGUGCUUCUCAUUCUCUGCAAGGGCAACUUGGCCAAGCUUGUCCGGAUGACCGGCUACGGCAACGCCGCUGGUCUACUUGCCAACCGCGGUCUGUUCGGGCAGCCCCUCGACGACCGCAGUGCCGACCCGUACUCGUCCGAAUCGGAUCAGGAGGGCGAGGGUGACGACGUUGAGGACGAGGAAGCUGGGCGGCUGCGUGACGAUCGCGCCCGCAACAUCAACCCCAUCACCGGCAAGCCAUUCGAUGAUCAAGCACACGACAAGAUGCAAAAACAACUUUCAGAAAUGACCGAGGAGGAGCUCGAGGCCGAGGCCGCCCAGCUUGGUCUGCUCUUCGAGCGCCUCAACCGUACCGGCGUUAUUCGCGUGAUGGGUGUCAACGAAAACAACGAGCAGACGCCGCUCAAUUUCCCUCCCGAAGAAGAUCGGCAAGAUGGACCUUCAGGGCCAUAGUCGCGUGCUUCAUUUGCUUUCAGUGCUGUCAAACCAAAAACAAAUACAAACAAAAAAAUGGUAGAUCUUGCAGUUGUCUGGCAAUUUUCCUUCAUGCCUGCUGUUGGUGCUUGCUGUUUCGGUGAUUGUCGGAUACCCACGAAGCUGCAUCAUGAGCCAAAAAACCCCCGAGUGAUUGAUUCUGGAAUCGAUGAUUUGCAUGAUAACUUGACGGAGGGUGCAACGAAAACAAUGUUUCCGCUAGUUCUCACAAAAAAAUCGAUGCCGACUACAAACAUGAAUGCCGAGCGCACAACCUGGAAAAAAAUGGUUU